UGAGAGAGUGAAACUAACUGCGUCAGUUUGGUCGGUAGAAAAUGGCUGGCAGUCAGGAAUUGCUCGACUGCUCCAUCUGUUUACAGUUACUGGAGGAUCCAGUGACGACCGCCUGUGGACACAGCUUCUGUAUGAAAUGUCUCAACACCUUCUGGGAUAAGAAUGGCAACAGAGGAAGAAAGUACAGUUGCCCUCAGUGCAGGCACACUUACUACCCGAGGCCUGUUCUGAAGAGGAACACACUUCUGGCUUCCCUGUUAGAGGAACACAGAAGGACAACCAGUCAAAGUGCUGCUGAUGACACCCACGCUGCCCCUGGUGAUAUGCAGUGUGACGCUUGCACAGGGAGAAAAAGAAAAGCUUCCAUGUUCUGUCUUGUUUGUUUGGCCUCUUACUGUGAGACUCAUCUGAAGCCACACUUUGAGGUAACGCCACUGAAAAAACACAGUCUGAUUCAAGCCUCUGUGAGGAUCAAAGACAGCAUCUGCAGCCUCCAUGACAAACUCAUGGAGAUUUACUGCCGCACUGAUCAGCAGUUCAUAUGUCUGCUGUGUAUGAUGGACGAACACAAAGAUCAUGAUACUGUGACAGCUGCAGUAGAAAAGUAUCACGUGCAGAGACAACUGGAUCAGGCUAAAGAGGAAACUGCAGACAGAGUGCUCAGUUCAGAGAGAAAAAUGGCAGAGCUGAGGCAGGCUGCACACUCUAUAAGAGAUGCUGCAUGGGAGGCGUGUGACGAUUUUGAGCGACUGUGCGCAGAACACAUUCAUUUAUAUGUCCGCUCUUUGGAGAGGAAGCGCUCUGAGAUGAGAGCGAAAGUCGGAGAGGCAGAGAAAGCUGGGGUGGACUGGGCCAACAGCCAUCUGGAGCAACUGCAGCGUGAAGUCCUCAAGCUGAGGAGGAGACAGGACAAACUCAACCAGCUUUCACAAACAGAGGACCCCAUUCAGUUUCUUCAGAGUUUCCAGGCCCUGGAUGACCUCCCUGUAUCCACAGGCUCAAAUGAAAGACUGGACAAGCUGACAGAGUUUGUCACUGCACAGAAAGAUAAACUGAAAAAUAUGUGCAACCAGGAAAAGAACAAAUUAAUCAAUACUUUUGAAAAAGAUAUGUUGUCAAAAAUGCCACCGCUGCAUGAGGGCAUAGCAUCACGGACAUACCUUCAGACCAAAUAUAAGAACUCCAACAUGGAGGUGGAUCCCAACACAGUAGCUGCAUGUCUUUGCUUGUCUGAUAGAAACAGAGAAAUCUCAUGGAGUGGCAGGGACCAGGCUCACCCUGAUCACCCUGACAGAUUUACCUACUACAGCCAGGCUUUGUGCCAAAAGGGUCUUCAGGAGAGCCACUAUUGGGAGGUGGAGUGGGAUGGUGGAGUUGUUGAGCUGGCAGUGUCAUACAAAGGCAUUAAAAGAAAAGGUUCAGGCAAUGACUGCUGUUUUGGCCACAGUAAUCUCUCCUGGAAAUUAACAUGCUCUUCAACCGGCUGCACAUUUUGGCACAAUAAUCUUCACAAAGGCCAAAUUCCCCCGGCUCACUCCCGCAGAGUAGGUGUACACCUGGAUUAUGAAAGAGGCACCCUGGGCUUCUACAGCGUUUCUGAGGCCGGCACGCUGACACUGCUGCACCAAAUCCAGACCAACUUCACUGAAGCUCUCUAUCCUGGGUUUUCAGUUGAUUUAGGAUCGACACUGAAAAUAUGCAGCUUUUAAGCCACAUUAAACACUACUGUUUACAUUACAAACAUGAUGUGUUUACGUUAACAUAUCAGCUGCAGGACUGCCUGCACUUUAUGAUUCAGGGAUGGAUAAAGCAUACAGGGACAAAUAUGCACAAGUUUGGAGUGAGUGAGUGAGGGAGAGUGAGAGGCGUGUAUGUAACAAACAUGGGUCAUUUUGAUUGAAUAAUAAUCUUGAUUAUGAAUCAAAGAGCGGGAACAGAAAUUUCUUUUGUUAUACUUUGGAUUUAUAUUUUAUUUUACAUUUAAAAAAUCAUUCAGUUGUUAUUAGUCAGAAAUGUGUUUUGUUGUUUGUUUGAUUUCAAGGCUUUGAUAAAAUAGUUCUUUAUUCUGUUCUGUAUGAUGUACGGUACUGUGUGAUGAACGUCCUUCAAGCCUAAAUCAGAUCACACAAAGUGUAUCUUCAAAGUGGCCUUAAAAAGAUUACUUCUCAGUAACCUAUAUUCUGAUUCAUAUUGUGAAUAGACUGGAAAGUGAAGGCUGCAUUGUGUGUUUGUUCUGUGUCCAUGGCAGUUGGAUGGUUUUGUUAGGCUUUGUUCGGUGACAAAGGAAAUAAGCCUUUUAGUCUUUUUUGUCUUUUAACCCUGCUGUGCUUGUUCUGUGUUUUUAAUCAUCCAAAAAUAAAUAAAUAAAUAAAAAUCAAUCAAGCUGA
Messenger RNA from Scatophagus argus, 2387 nucleotides. RefSeq names its product E3 ubiquitin/ISG15 ligase TRIM25-like. The coding region runs from base 42 to 1709 and encodes 555 amino acids. The transcript is spliced from 6 exons. Lineage: Eukaryota; Metazoa; Chordata; Actinopteri; Scatophagidae. Gene Ontology annotation, molecular function: zinc ion binding; protein binding. The record is from RefSeq and is a predicted model, not a curated record.